AUGCCACCCACCGGUUCGUACGUGGCCGAUGGGGAGAAGUCAGAGAACCUAUUGGCCAGCUACACUCUCUAUUACUUAUGCAGAAGGGAGGCAGGAGAAUCGUGCUUUGUGGGCGGAUCCAAUCCAGAGAAGGGAAUUCUGCCUCUGGGAUACCUGAACAAUACGGCUCGUUUUAAGGCAGAAAGCGUGCUUACGAAUGCUGCUCAGAUCCUUGAACAGUUUAAGGUGAAGACGGCUCAGAAGAAGAAAACCACGUUGCCGUUUCUGUUCUCGCCGUUCAAGUCUCUUUCUGAUUCAGAACAAAUAGACUUUCUCAGAAAGGCAAGGACUGCUAUUCAGCAUGAAAAAUACGAGGAAGCGGUGUCUCUUUGCAGUCAGCUGAUCGAUCUCGCUUUAGAAGGGCUGUCGUAUUACCAUACCUAUGACAGGCUCUUCCUUGGCAUAAGCGUUGCCCUGAGUUUUGUGGGCUGGACAUCUUAUGUGAUUCUGGUGAUUAUCAAGGCACAGGCCGGUUUGAUCCGCGGUACCCCGAGUAAGGAGAUCAUCAGUCUUCUCCAGUACGCCUUUCCCGCGGUUGGAGUACUGAUAGCAACUUUGCUGCUCAUUCAGAGCUUGCCGUGGACUUAUUACAUCUAUUGCCUGUUACCGGUCCCCAUAUGGUAUGCAGUUUUAAAAGAAUACCCCGUCAUUCAAGCGCUGGCCGCGUCUCUUCUGAACCUUCCAUGGACUCAUUCGGUUGGAUUUCUACUAGCGUCUACUCUGGGAAUUGAAAUAUUAGUCUUCUCCUUUUUCUACCGUUCCAUGCUCAGCUUUGGGCUGAUGACCUUCUCGAUGUGGCCUUUGGUCAGUCGGCUCUGGACCCAAGCUAAGGCAACGGUGCUAAGCUGGAUUCUUUCCUGUUUGCUUCUGUCGGUCUUCCCCUUGAUGCCUGUUGUAGGAAGAGAUCAAAAUAUCCCUCUGGUAACAGCAGCGGGCUUGUCGAUCCUCUUGUCUUCAUCCUGCCUAGUGGCGUUACUUUGGAAGAGCAAGAAAAAACACGUGCGUGGCAAAGAUCUCUACCUAUAUCUCGCUCAGUUGCUGAGCCUGGCACUUUCGUCUUACGUUGUGAAAAAUACUCACAGCAGUCUGGAAAGCAAACAAGGAUUGCCUUUAAUAAAUCAGAUUGUGAGCUGGACAACAUUAGCUUCGUCCUUGAUCGUGCCCCUGUUAAGCUCCACAAUGCUGUUCUUGAGGCUGCUGAGCAUAUUCCUUUCACUGAUGUCCACGUACCUUCUGCUUAGCACAGGAUACGAAGCCCUUUUCCCACCAGCCUUGGCUCUGUUGAUGUUUGUGUGGAUUAACAUGGAACAGGAAGCACAGAAAAGUUACGGAGUUUCACUGAAGUCCAAGCUUGCUGCCCUCAGCUUUUCGCACACGGCUGAUAUAACUGAGUUUCGACAGCUCCACAUGGGCGACAUCAGGCGAUCUUUUUUCUUCGUUUUUUUCAUAGUGACGGCCUUUUUUGGGACUGGAAACAUAGCUUCUAUCAACAGCUUUGAUCCAGCCUCUGUCUACUGCUUCUUGACGGUCUUCAGCCCUUUCGUGAUGGGAGGCUUGCUACUGUGGAAGAUUGCAAUCCCUUUUGUUCUUGUGUCGUGUGCGUUUGAAGCUGUUCAAGUGACAACACAGCUAUCGUCUAAAAGGCUUUUUCUCAUCGUUCUUGUGAUUUCAGACAUUAUGGCUUUGUUUCCCCCCCCUGCGGACUUACUUGAAGUGACAGUGCCUUCUGUCACGUUAUCUCACGUCAUGAGAGGCUACCGCAGAAGAAAGGUACCUGAAGGUAGAGAUGGGGGUAUUGUCGUGAUUUUGACUACAGAGCGCAUUAGCCACUAUGUUGUGGUCAUGUCCUUCACCAUCUUCUUGAUGCUUUUAAAUGGACUGUCCCAGCUGCUGACCACAAAGAGACUAGAGCUGUGGGAAAGGACCAAGCACCAUCCGUUGUGACCACAUGACUGGACUUUUUUUUUUUUUUUUGGUAAAACCUUCAGUCAACCUGAGGAACGAAUAAAGUUGACUUUCAGGAAUCCCUGGAAAACUUGAUGCUACGGAUGGUACCUUGACACCCCCUCCCUUCCUUUAGGAUCUGAAUCUUAUUUUACACACACACACUCACACACUGGAGUGCAUCGUAAGGAUGACCGUCGCGCUUGAUAGACCACUUCUGAAUCAGACGGUCACCGGGACAUCUAAGGAAUCACCCUAGAAAGUAUGGCAAACUCAUUCCAGAGCCUGUUGCCUGUAGCAAGCGU
Molecule: messenger RNA, 2288 nt
Organism: Gekko japonicus
Lineage: Eukaryota; Metazoa; Chordata; Lepidosauria; Squamata; Gekkonidae
Product: GPI ethanolamine phosphate transferase 1-like
Exons: 21
Coding region: 1-1983 (660 amino acids)
Biological process (GO): GPI anchor biosynthetic process
Cellular component (GO): endoplasmic reticulum membrane
Molecular function (GO): mannose-ethanolamine phosphotransferase activity
Source: RefSeq, a predicted model, not a curated record